Mirounga angustirostris (Northern elephant seal) is the source of this 4212-nucleotide messenger RNA. It is a transcript of the gene TUBGCP2, whose product is annotated as tubulin gamma complex component 2. Gene Ontology annotation, molecular function: gamma-tubulin binding; microtubule minus-end binding. Gene Ontology annotation, cellular component: gamma-tubulin complex; equatorial microtubule organizing center; spindle pole. The record is from RefSeq and is a predicted model, not a curated record. Lineage: Eukaryota; Metazoa; Chordata; Mammalia; Carnivora; Phocidae. The transcript has 17 exons. Gene Ontology annotation, biological process: mitotic cell cycle; spindle assembly; cytoplasmic microtubule organization. The coding region runs from base 143 to 2863 and encodes 906 amino acids.
GCCAGCGGCACCGCAGCCUGCCGGCCCCCGUCGGCGAGCGGCCGGGCCGGAAGUGACGUCGCGCCACUUCCGCUGCCGGCGCGGGCUGCUGAGGGGCUUCGGCGGGCUGGGCCCGGACGCGGGGUGUGAGCGAGCCAAAACUAUGAGUGAAUUUCGGAUUCACCAUGACGUCAAUGAGCUGCUCAGCUUGCUGCGUGUCCACGGAGGGGAUGGCGCUGAGGUCUAUAUCGACCUGCUGCAGAAGAAUAGGACCCCCUAUGUCACAACCACUGUGUCUGCACACAGUGCCAAGGUUAAAAUAGCAGAAUUUUCUCGUACUCCAGAAGAUUUUCUAAAGAAAUAUGAUGAACUGAAAUCUAAAAACACAAGGAACCUUGACCCGCUGGUGUACCUGUUAUCAAAACUUACGGAGGACAGAGAGACUCUGCAGUAUUUACAACAGAAUGCGAAAGAACGCGCCGAGCUUGCAGCCAGCACUGCAGGCAGCGGCUCCACCAACUUCAGUGCCCCUGCCACGGGCUCCAAAAUCUCCAUGCAGGAGCUUGAGGAGCUGAGGAAGCAGCUUGGCAGUGUGGCCACGGGCUCCACGCUACAGCAGUCUCUAGAACUUACAAGAAAGUUGCUUCGAGAUAAGCAGAACAAAAAAAAUUCCGGCCAGCGCCUCCCUGUCUUUCCACCGUGGGUAUAUGAGAGACCCACACUGGUUGGGGAUUUCCUGACUGGCUCAGGCGUGAGCACGGACACGGCUGUGCCUGUAGGCACGCUGCCCCUGGCCUCCCAAGAGUCGGCCGUGGUGGAGGACCUGCUCUAUGUGCUGGUGGGUGUGGACGGCAGGUACAUCACCGCCCAGCCCCUCACUGGGAGGCAGAGCCGCACCUUCCUCGUGGACCCCAACCUCGACCUGUCCAUCAGGGAGCUGGUGAACAGGAUCCUCCCCGUGGCUUCCAGUUACUCCACGGUGACCAGGUUCAUUGAAGAAAAGUCUUCCUUUGAAUACGGACAGGUGAACCAUGCCUUGGCGGCAGCCAUGAGAACCCUAGUGAAGGAGUACCUGAUCCUGGUCACGCAGCUGGAGCAGCUGCAGAGGCAGGGCCUGUUGUCACUUCAGAAGCUCUGGUUCUACAUCCAGCCGGCCAUGCGCACCGUCGACAUCCUGGCCUCCCUUGCCACCUCGGUGGAUAAGGGCGAGUGUGUCGGGGGGUCCACCCUGAGCCUUCUCCACGACCGGAGCUUCAACUACACGGGCGACAGCCAGGCGCAGGAGCUGUGCUUGUACUUAACCAAGGCCGCCAGCGUGCCCUACUUCGAGAUCCUGGAGAAGUGGAUCUAUAGAGGGAUAAUCAAUGACCCCUACAGCGAGUUCAUGGUGGAAGAGCACGAGCUGCGGAAGGAGAAGAUCCAGGAGGACUACAACGACAAGUACUGGGACCAGAGGUACACCGUCGUGCAGCGGCAGAUCCCCUCCUUCCUGCAGAAGAUGGUCGGCAAAGUGCUCAGCACAGGAAAAUAUCUGAAUGUAGUCAGAGAGUGUGGUCACGAUGUCACCUGCCCAGUGGCCAAGGAGAUCAUCUACACUUUGAAGGAGCGAGCAUAUGUUGAGCAAAUCGAGAAGGCUUUUAACUACGCCAGCAAGGUCCUGCUGGCCUUCCUGAUGGAAGAGAAGGAGCUCGUGGCGCACCUGAGGUCCAUCAAGCGCUACUUCCUGAUGGACCAGGGUGACUUCUUUGUGCACUUCAUGGACCUCACCGAGGAGGAGCUGAAGAAGCCAGUGGACGACAUCACGCCCACCCGUCUGGAGGCUCUGCUGGAGCUGGCCUUGCGCAUGAGCACUGCCAACACGGACCCUUUCAAGGAUGACCUCAAGAUCGAUCUGAUGCCUCAUGACCUCAUCACUCAGCUCCUGCGGGUUCUGGCCAUCGAGACCAAGCAGGAGAAGGCGAUGGUCCAUGCUGACCCCACUGAGCUCACGCUGAGCGGCCUAGAGGCCUUCUCUUUUGACUAUGUUGUUAAGUGGCCUCUGUCACUGAUUAUCAAUAGGAAAGCCCUGACCCGCUACCAGAUGCUCUUCAGACACAUGUUCUACUGCAAGCACGUGGAGCGGCAGCUCUGCAACGUCUGGAUCAGCAACAAGGCCGCCAAGCAGUACUCGUUACACUCGGCAAAGUGGUUUGCCGGUGCCUUCACCCUGCGACAGCGGAUGCUCAACUUUGUGCAGAACAUUCAGUAUUACAUGAUGUGUGAAGUGAUGGAGCCAACGUGGCACAUCCUUGAGAAAAACCUGAAGUCUGCGUCCAACAUCGACGACGUGCUGGGUCACCACACGAGCUUCCUGGACAACUGUCUGAAGGACUGCAUGCUGACCAACCCUGAGCUGCUCAAAGUCUUCUCCAGGCUCAUGUCCGUGUGCGUCAUGUUCACCAACUGCAUGCAGAGAUUUACGCAGAGCAUGAAGUUGGACGGUGAGCUGGGCCGGCUGAUGUUGGAGCAUGGCACAAUGCUGGGGCCACCCACGGAGGCCGAGCGGGCGGAGGAGCGUGCCCGCAAGGAGCUCGCUAGGAAGUACCUGGCUGAGCACGUGGACGCCCCUCAGCUGACCUCCAGCUUCGAGGCCACCAUCAACAAGUUUGAUAAGAAUUUCUCGGCACAUCUGCUUGACCUUCUGGCCCGACUGAGCCUCUACAGCACCAGCGACUGUGAGCAUAGCAUGGCCAGCGUCAUCUCCAGGUGGGUGCGGAUGGCCUCCUGCCCCGGCUGCCACGGGCACCAUCCUGUCCCCGUGUGGCCGCGAGUCCCGGGCUUCCCCCGUGCGCCCCCCGCCCCCGCCGUCACCACACAGCUUUGGGCCGCCCCAGGGAGGGAGUGACUGAGGCGGGGUCUGCUUGGGUGUGCGGGCGUUCGUCCCUCACCUCCUGUGCUGCUGCUGGUCACUGCUCACUCCCUGAAGUGACAGAUGCACGUGUGCGGUGGUUUGUGUUCCCUCGUGAGCGUGUGCACCAGUGACCGUCUGUGCCCCCGGCGCUGGUCCCUGUCUGUGGGCCGGGCUGGCUCAGGCUCGCCCAACGCUUUGCUCCCUGAGCCAGGACCCAGGACGCUGGAAGGGCCCCCCAGCCCCCAGCCUUGGGCCGUGCAUGGCGGCAGCAUCACCCCGUUUUCAGAUGAGCAGCCAGGAGGCAGGCAAGGGAAGACAAGACCAGCGGUGCUGCUCAGGCCAGGAAGUCACUGGGAGCCAACAGUGGGGGUCAUGGCAGCGCUUACUAAAGCCUCCUGUUUGGGCUCUUGGGGCUGGCUGUGCCUUGUCACCACUCCUAGGAGGUGUGACAGAGCAUUGCUGGUGACUCUGGGAGGGCCCGUUGGGGAGGACAGUGCAGGAGCGUGAAGACAGGUGCAGGGGGCCAGCAAACUGGUCAGCCAGUUUGUGGUUCUGGGGCCAGCAGAUUCCCAUGACCUGUGGAGCCCGGCAGUGUCCUGGACGCCCCGCUCUACAGAGGGGAGGCAGUGGGUCAGCUGAUUUCCAAGGGAUUGGGGUGGGGGUGUCCUUGCCUGGGAAGGUGUCAGACGGACGUCUGAUAUCCUAAGUACAGGGCCUGGGAGGUGCCUCCAGCCUGUGGCACGCUUGGGCCCUUGUGCCAGGUAAGGCUGGCCCCAACAUCCAGGGGCCGGGGAGGGCUGCCAGGGAGGUGGGUGGGGGGUGGGGGACAGCUCUUCUGCUGGGGUUUUAGCAGAGAAACCGAAGCUAUGCUUCUGCUUAAACCCCUAAUUAGGAGUUUUGGUUGUUCCGCUUUCAGUUUGCAUGUGUGUUUAGGUUCCGAUGUCAGUGUUGCUUGAACCAGGGAAGGCUGUGUGGGUGGGUGUUCCUCGCACCUGGUGCAGAGCCGGCCCUUUGCCUGUGGGGUGGAUCAGUUGCCUGGUGUGGCACCGCAGGGAGGGCACCUCUGCACCUGGGGCAUCUGCAUGGGAGCCCAGCCCCUCUCCUCCCGCAGACUGGACUUCAAUGGCUUCUACACGGAGCGCCUGGAGCGUCUUUCUGCAGAGAGGAGCCAGAAGGCAGCACCCCAGGUGCCUGUCCCACGGGGCCCCCCAGCAUCAGCGCCCAGGGUCGCUGUCACCGCACAGUGAGGCUGCAGGUGCUGUGGAGAAAUGAGUUCAGAACCUUUUACUGGAAUAGCGCUGAACCACCCGUUGUUGCUGUUUAAAUAUAAAGUCUGAAUGUCA